AUGACGAGGAAGAGGGCAGCCACAUCGGCGAAGAAAGAUUCACCGGCGGAUGGGGCCGAAGGGAACCCGACAUGUAAAAGACAAGCUUCCUCCACCGCGCCAGCGCCCGUCGGGGCUUCCAGCUCGGUUUCGGGGUCCGUUGGAGAUGUUGUGGGGGAAGAGAAAGUAGUAGAAGUGUUGAAUAAUGGGGACUGCGAGAGUACUUCGAAAUCUCCGGUUUUGGUGGAUAAGAAGGAGAAAUGUAGAACGCCGGUGGAGAAAGAGUCGGAGGAAGACAAUGCCCGGUUCUUGGGUGACCCGGUUCCUGAUGAAGAAGCCCGUCAACGAUGGCCUCAUCGGUACCAGAACAAGAAUCCGGAAGGUAUUCAAGCUAGACGUCACUUCAUCCAAGCGGAGGUGGAUGGUCUAGUGUUUAAUCUGGAAGAUGAUGCACAUGUAAAGGCUGAGGAAGGGGAAACCUCUUACAUCUGUAAGAUCAUAGAGAUGUUUGAGGCAGUUGAUGGCUCGCCUAAAUUUACUGCCCAAUGGUAUUAUAGGGCUAAAGAUACGGUCAUCAAAUUUCAUGGCAACCUUAUUGAUGAUAAUUGUGUUUUCUUUUCUGAAGUCAAGGAUGACAAUCCCCUUGAUUGCCUUUUAAAUAAGAUUAGAAUUGCAUUUCUACCCUUAAAAGUAGAAUUGGAUGCCCAGGAGGAACUAAGUUCAACGUGCGAUUAUUACUACGACAGAAUGUACUUGCCUGAAUAUUCUUCUUUUGUAAGCUUAUCUACAGACAAUACUGCAGCUAGCAGUGAAUCUGAUUCUACCAUCUCCAUUGAUGCCGAUGCUGUAACAGCAAGUAGUGGUUCUGAAGUCGAAGAGCAUGGCAAUGUGAAAACUCUCCUGGACCUGUAUUCCGGAUGUGGUGCAAUGUCCACUGGACUGUGCCUUGGUGCCAAUACGUGUGGCGUUAAACUUGUUACUAAAUGGGCUGUGGACCUUAAUCAGUAUGCUUGUGAAAGCCUCAAACUGAAUCACCCAGAGACGGAGGUGAGAAAUGAAUCAGCGGAGGAUUUUUUGUCUCUGUUGAAGGAAUGGGAGAAGCUCUGUACCACCCAUUUAUCACCAAACAGUGAGACGGCUGAUGGAAAUCCUGAAAGCAGGGAAGAAGAAGACGACGAUGAUGAUGAGAAGAACGAAGAGGAUGAUGAUGAGAAGAACGAAGAGGAUUCUGAAGUCUUUGAAGUUGAAGAAAUACUUUCAAUUUCUUACGGAGACCCAAAUGACAAUGGGAAAUCUGAAAUGCAUUUCAAGAUUCGUUGGAAAGGUUAUGGCCCUGAGGAAGACACAUGGGAGCCUCUGGAAGGUUUGAGUGCUUGCCAAGAAAAGUUGAAGAAAUUUGUCUCUAGAGGCUAUGAGCUGAAGAUCUUACCUUUGCCUGGGACUGUUGAUGUUAUAUGCGGAGGGCCACCAUGCCAAGGCAUAAGUGGCUUCAAUCGGUUUAGGAACAAGGACAAUCCUCUAGCAGAUGAUAAAAAUAAACAACUGGUUGUUUUCAUGGACAUUGUUGCCUAUUUGAGGCCAAAAUUCGUGUUGAUGGAGAAUGUUGUUGAUAUUGUGAGAUUUGCUGGUGGUUUCCUCGGGAGAUAUGCGUUAGGUCGUCUUGUCGGAAUGGGCUAUCAAACAAGGAUGGGAAUGAUGGCCGCUGGUGCCUAUGGGCUUCCACAAUUCCGGAUGCGAAUGUUCAUGUGGGGUGCGCUUUUGACGGAGAGGUUGCCGCAGUAUCCCUUGCCAACACAUAAUCUUGUUGUUAGGGGAGUUAUUCCUACAGAAUUUGAGUCAAACACAGUUGCUUAUGAUGAAGGCAGUAAUGUUGAACUCAAAAAGGAGCUUUUUCUUGGUGAUGCAAUAUCUGAUCUCCCGCCUGUGGAAAACAAUGAGGCACACAAUGAAAUGCCAUAUGGUUCUGAACCAGAAACAGAAUUCCAGCACUUCAUAAGACUGCGGAGGGAUGAGAUGCCUGGCUCUGUGAUGUCCAACUCUGAAGUGUCAGAGCAUGAAUUGUAUGAUCAUCGCCCUUAUCAGUUAAAUCAGGAUGAUUAUGAGCGUGUAUGUCAAAUUCCUAAGAAAAAGGGUGCAAACUUUAGGGAUUUGCCUGGUGUUAGAGUUCGUACUGAUAACAAAGUUGAAUGGGAUCCCACUGUAGAAAGAGUAAAGCUGUCGUCUGGCAAGCCUUUGGUUCCUGAUUAUGCAAUGAGUUUUGUUCAGGGAACUUCAACAAAGCCAUUCGGGCGGUUAUGGUGGGAUGAGACUGUUCCAACAGUUGUUACUCGGCCAGAACCUCACAACCAGACUAUAUUACAUCCUCUGCAAGAUAGAGUUCUUACCAUCCGUGAAAAUGCUCGACUACAAGGCUUUCCAGAUUAUUAUAAACUUAUUGGUCCGAUAAGAGAAAGGUACAUUCAAGUUGGAAAUGCAGUUGCUGUGCCUGUAGCUCGAGCUUUAGGUUAUUCAUUGGCGUUGGCACUGAGAGGAUUAUCAGGAAAUGAACAAUUAUUCAGCCUGCCAGAACAAUAUCCCGUGAUUACAGAUGUUCCUUCUCCGAUGAUUGUGAUGAUAUGA
Molecule: messenger RNA, 2598 nt
Organism: Fraxinus pennsylvanica
Lineage: Eukaryota; Viridiplantae; Streptophyta; Magnoliopsida; Lamiales; Oleaceae
Source: the annotation of a GenBank genome assembly